CUCUUUUCUAAACCGCCACUUUAUCACACGCUAAGCAUAUGCUUCCUAAUAUUCUACUAAACCUUUUGCCAAUAAAAACCCCCCGUACACCCUUUUCUCACAAAUAUCAAACCAAACCACAUUUUUUCAAUACAAAAAAAUUAUCAUUUUUUCUUCCUUAGGUUUAGGUUUUUUUUUUUCCUUUUGUUUUUUAACAUUAUGAAAUUUGGUAAGAGACUCAAGCAACAGGUUCAAGAUACUUUGCCAGAAUGGAGAGACAAAUUUUUGUCAUAUAAGGAAUUGAAGAAACUAUUGAGACUUAUAUCAGCAGCACCAACAUCAUUGCUAAAUGGUUCAAUUGGGUAUGGAAAAUCUGAGGCUGAGUUUAUGUAUUUGUUGAAUAAUGAGAUUGAUAAGUUCAAUGGAUUCUUCAUGGAACAAGAGGAGGAUUUCAUUAUUCGACACAAGGAAGUGCAACAGAGAAUCAAGAGAGUAGUUGAUUUAUGGGGACCAAAUGGUAGUCAACCUUCAGAAGCAGAAUAUAAGGAGGAAAUGGAAAAAAUUAGAAAAGCUAUUGUUGAUUUUCAUGGUGAAAUGGUUCUCUUAGUAAACUAUAGCAACAUUAACUAUACAGGGUUGGCUAAAAUUUUGAAAAAGUAUGACAAGAGGACAGGAGGUCUACUUCGUUUACCAUUCAUUCAAAAAGUAUUGGAGCAACCCUUUUUCACAACCGAUUUAAUAUCGAAACUCGUGAAGGAAUGUGAAACCAUAAUCGAUGCAGUGUUUCCGGUUGAGGAAGAAGCUGAAAGAGCAAAAGAAGCAAAAGAAGCUAUAGUGGUAGCUGGUGAAGGAAUUUUUAGAAACACGGUUGCGGCUUUACUUACAAUGCAAGAAAUGAGAAAAGGUAGUUCAACACAAAGUGCAUUUUCUUUGCCUCCUCUCAGUUUGCCAGAUUCUGAUCUCAUCCAAUCAUUUCAGCUUAAUGCUGCUGUUCCAAUUGUUUAGAAUCCAAAUUGAUGAUGCUAUUGAUUUCUAGAGGAUUAUAGUCACAACCAUUUGAUCAUACAUUUGAUACAGUUAUGAUAGGAUGUAACACGUUUUCAAGGACGCGUUUUUUUUUUUUGUUUUUGUGUUCGAUAAGAAAACUUUAGUAGUUAUUUUAGUUUUACGAGUUUAAAUUCUGGACCUUCUCGAUGUUACUCCUUCGAUGUACCUCAACUCACCAAUCGAGCAUCUUGCUUGAGACGAACACAUGAUAGAUAGUUGAUGUUAAUUUA
Messenger RNA from Medicago truncatula (barrel medic), 1256 nucleotides. Its product is annotated as SPX domain-containing protein 3. NCBI's taxonomy places the organism in Eukaryota, Viridiplantae, Streptophyta, Magnoliopsida, Fabales, Fabaceae. The coding region runs from base 199 to 984 and encodes 261 amino acids. The record is from RefSeq and is a predicted model, not a curated record. The transcript has 3 exons. Gene Ontology annotation, biological process: cellular response to phosphate starvation.